AUUAUAUUUCUGUAAGAAUAAAACCUUCCCUUAAAUCCUUCCUGUAAAAAUUCAAGGGUGGGGAGGAGAUGGUGACCACCAUACCACACAAGAAAAACCAAAUCCAAAUCCAGAGAAGAAGCAAUCGAAAGAUGGCAACAAAUUAAACCAAAACCUGAAUUAUUUGAUCAAUUGCCUCAUCUCUACGCUCCCAAUCAGAAUCAAAACCUCCUAGAUUUCUUCUUAUUUCCACAAAAAAGAGAAGUGAUGGCAGGUGAGGAAGAUAUUCACUCAUCAACCUUGAAUUCUCAAUUAAGCCAUACAAAAACARUUUUGAAGGAGGAUAUGGAGCAAGGUCAGUCUCAAGUGGAUGUAUUGGAAGCAAAGCUUGGUGAGGUUACUUCAUGUAUGCAGGAAUCUGGUGAAGAUGCCAAAAAGGAAUUGGAGGUUCUUUGGCGAAGAGUAAAAACAACAACAACAUUAUUGACAUAUUUGGAGUCAAAAGCAAGAAUAAUGACAAUUCCACAUUUAGCUCUUACCUCCUGUGGCAUCAAACAGUCAGAUGGGGAAGGGUUCAUUGAUAGGAGUGGGGCACCCAUGUCUAGUUGGUCUGGAAAUGUGAAGUUCCCUAACUUGGACUGUCGGGAGGUUGAAACAUGGAUCGGCAUUAACAGUCAACAUGGCAACGUUGAUGAACAAGACGGGUCUUAUAUGGGGGAAAUUCUGAGUAGUGUGCAAACAGUAACAGAUGUGAUGGAGUCUCUUGUCAAAAGGGUACUCGUGGCGGAAUCUGAAAGUACUAAUGCGAAACAGAAAGUAACCUUAGGUCAGGAAGAGAUUAAAAAGAAGGCAGUUCAGAUUGAAACCAUGUCAGAGAAGUUGGAUGAGAUGGAUCGCUUUGCAAUGGGUACAAACUGUAUUUUGAAUGAGAUGCGGCAAAGGGUUGAAGAUUUAGUUGAAGAAACAUCUAGGCAGAGGCAACGAGCAGCAGAAAAUGAACAGGAGCUUACUCGUGUCAAGCAGGACUUUGAAUCGUUAAAAUCCUAUGUCAGUAGUCUCAUAAGUGUCAGAGAAACACUUGUUUCGUCAGAGAAGCAGUUUCAAACCAUCGAGAGGCUUUUUGAACGGUUAGUUGUAAAGACAACACAGCUAGAGAGUGAAAAACUGCAGAAGGAAGCGGAAGUCCAAAAACUUAUGGACGAGAAUAUGAAAUUGAGUGCUCUUCUUGACAAGAAAGAAGCCCAGCUCUUGGCCAUGAAUGAACAAUGCAAGGUAAUGGCACUCUCUGCUUCCAACAUCUGAUUUCUUUGUUUCUCAAAUUCGGCUUAAUUUUUCGACUAAAAAUGCUCAUGCUGACCUGUUCCCGGAGUUGAUUACGUUAAUCGGGAAUUCUGUGUUGAAAUUUUUCUUUGUGUAAUGUAAUGUGAAAGAAGAUCUUGCUACAUUUUGAAUCAUAAUUGAAUAUGUGAACUCUCUUCCUUUUUUUAUUCUGUUCUCAGAUUUGAAUGUGUUCACUUGCAUGAUUUGAUGCAGUUCUUGGAAUAUAA
Messenger RNA from Cynara cardunculus var. scolymus (artichoke), 1526 nucleotides. Its product is annotated as putative protein tag-278. The transcript is spliced from 3 exons. Gene Ontology annotation, biological process: negative gravitropism; response to red or far red light. The record is from RefSeq and is a predicted model, not a curated record. Bases 247 to 1281 code for a protein of 344 amino acids. Lineage: Eukaryota; Viridiplantae; Streptophyta; Magnoliopsida; Asterales; Asteraceae.